UCCAACAUGACGUCUUGUAAUUACGCUCGCGAUAUUUUAUAUCAAAAUAAAUGUUCUAUUGUGUUAAAAGUGCCCAAAUUUACGGCUAGUUGAUCAAGGAAGAAAAAAGUGAUGGACACAAAUAAACAUUUCAGUGCUAGUGAAUUAAUUAAAGGUGAUACGGACAAAAAAAAAAACGAAGACAAAGACUAACGGUCAAAUUUAUACACGGACAUUACGGACAAGUUUUACUGGCGUUAAACAAGAUUUACCAAAAACAGCUCAGUGCUAGUGUAUUAAUUGAAACGCUCUUUUGAAAAAGAAAAAAAAACAGUGAAGACAACAAUAAAACAAAAAACAUUUUGAUAAAUUUCACCAGUCAUAACUAUACAAGAUCUACCCACAACUAAAAACGACUCUACACUGCAACCGAUACACGGACAAUAAUUACAGUGCUGGACAUUAAAAAAAAAACUUAGACUAAUUCAAAACAUACGAAACCUAAUUAAUAUUACUUGUUAUGGAAUAAUUAAUUAAUUAUUUAUUGAAUAUCUAUACCUAUAAAAAGGGAACUAUAACGCCAUCUGUCCACAACUACGAAGAUACAAAUUCCCGGCUCCAUAGAAGAGAUACACAUCACAGCAAUAAGUUAUACCGGGCAGCGCCAUCUGUUGUGCACCUGACAAAUCAACACUCCGUCGGCAAAACAGAGGGGCCACAUACAGAUACGCAUCGACACUGUCGGCAAAACAGAGCAAAGAAGACGAAAACCGUAAACAGAUUUGACAGAUCUCAACUAUGGAGGAAAAUGAAAGAAAUGUUAAAGUCGAUACAGAAACACCAGUUUAAACAAAGUGAGGAAAUGAAAUCUCUCGGCGAUACUAUUGCGCUACAAGUUAUAGACAAAUUAGAUGCAAGACUAGUGUUAAUCGAACAAAAACAAACGAACCUUGAAAACAAAUUGGAACUUCAGGAGAACCAAAUUGAACAAAUAGAACGCCGGCUGAGACAAAGAAAUAUUGUUCUGUUUGGCCUAGAAGAGCAAGAAAGAAGCUAUUUUGACUUGGAAACAAAUGUUUUACGAACCAUAAAUAAUACAAUGCAAGUACAAUGUUACGAAACAGACAUAGAAUCCGUUAGAAGACUUGGUAAGAAAGGAGGCAACGUCAGGCCUGUUAUCAUCACAUUCGCUACACUUGGCAGGAAAAUACAAGUUCUGCGAAAGAAAAAAAGCCUAGAAGGUACAAACUACUACAUUAAAGAAGAUUUCACAGGAAAGGUACUUGAAAAGAGAAAAGAACUCCAAGAAGAGGCAAAGAAAGAGCGAGACAAGGGUAACAAGGUGAUAAUUAGGCAAGACAAGCUUAUAAUAUUAAAAAAUAAAGACAUAUCAAGCCAAAACUGCGAGCAAAACGUCAACUUUAGCCAGAAGAAAAGAAAUAUUAAUUCAAUAUACUCACCUCCACAACAGACUUCAGACAAAGAAAAUAUCCCGGCUACACGAAUUAAUCCACAAGCUACAAAGAAAAAUAAAUACAUAAUUACAGACUACAUGACGACGCCUACUGGAACUUCAGCCAACGUACCAAAUACUACAAUAGUACAAAGACCACAAACACCAGCGAACCAGAAUCAACAUAACAAUAGUGAACCAAAAAACGCGUGACAAGAACCCCUCUCCGCCUCCCACCACGGUUGGUCACCGAGGGAGAGCUAGACCAAAACCCUCCAAGGACACCAAAUCAUACAACUAGAACAUCCCUUCUUCAAGGUAUAUGCCCCGACUGAAAAAGCCACAGAUGAACAAGUGAAAAUUUUCUAUGAAACAGUUGAAAAAGCGCACCAACAAGCAGAUAAAAACAUCAUAAUAAUGGGAGAUUUCAAUGCGAAGGUCGGACAGCCAAAAUCAGAGGAGCAUAUGAUCACAGGUAAACAUGGUUAUGGAUCUCGAAACCAGCGAGGUGAAUUAUUGAUAGACUUCUGCCUUGAGAAAAACCUAGCCAUCAUGAACACAUAUUUCAUGAAGAAAUUUAACCGAAAAUGGACAUGGAUUGCACCAAAUGGAAGGACGAAAAAUGAAU
Messenger RNA from Cydia pomonella (codling moth), 2060 nucleotides. RefSeq lists its product as uncharacterized. The coding region runs from base 788 to 1645 and encodes 285 amino acids. The record is from RefSeq and is a predicted model, not a curated record. NCBI's taxonomy places the organism in Eukaryota, Metazoa, Arthropoda, Insecta, Lepidoptera, Tortricidae. The transcript has 2 exons.